Molecule: messenger RNA, 1862 nt
Organism: Arachis duranensis
Lineage: Eukaryota; Viridiplantae; Streptophyta; Magnoliopsida; Fabales; Fabaceae
Product: flowering locus K homology domain
Exons: 7
Coding region: 103-1677 (524 amino acids)
Biological process (GO): regulation of gene expression
Cellular component (GO): cytoplasm; nucleus
Molecular function (GO): mRNA binding
Source: RefSeq, a predicted model, not a curated record
CCUCAUCGUUAAACCUAACAUUCUGCACGGCCACUGAAUCCAUUCGCUUCGUCACUUGUUGAAGUUCUUGUAGAUCCAUAAAAAUAAGAAUAUAAUAUUGUGAUGUCUGGGGAAGAAUUUGAUGGGCAUGAUGAUAUGGGAGGGUAUGUGCCUGAGGACCCUGGUUUUCAACAAGAUCAUUCUGUUGAUCUUGAUGAGGGGAAUGUGUUUGAUAGCUCUGGUUUUCCUCAGCUGCAUCAACUUGAUGAACACCAUGAUCCAGGAAAUUUUGCUGAGGAUGCCAAUCCUCCUGUGAAUGAUUUUGCUGGCUAUGAUGUUGGAGAUUUUCCGGAAGACCCCAGUUCUCCACAAGAGGAGCAUGUCAUUGAAGAAAAUCAUGAUGUAGGAGAUGUAACUGAGAAUUUUGGUUCUGUGCCACAAGAAGGGCAUGAGAAUGAUUCCCAAGGACAUGAAAUUAAGAAGUGGCCUGGGUGGCCUGGAGAGAAUGUCUUCAGGAUGUUGGUCCCGGUGCAAAAGGUUGGCAGUAUUAUUGGCCGGAAGGGUGAGUUUAUUAAGAAAAUCACAGAAGAAACUAAGGCGCGAAUCAAAAUUCUUGAUGGUCCUCCUGGAACCAUGGAAAGAGCUGUAAUGGUAUCGGCAAAAGAAGAGCCAGAUUGGACCAUACCACCUGCAGUUGAGGGUUUGUUAAGGGUUCAUAAACAAGUCAUCAAUCUUGACCAUGACUCGGCAGACACAUCAGGUGCUGGGCCCUCAAUUAUCACUAGGCUUCUAGUUGCAGAUACUCAAGCAGGAAGUCUGAUUGGGAAGCAGGGUUCCACCAUAAAAUCCAUUCAAGAUGGCUCUGGUUGCAUUAUACGUGUUCUUGGAUCAGAAAACCUACCUGUGUUUGCUUUGAGAGACGAUAGUGUUGUUGAAGUACAAGGUGAACCUGCUGGAGUUCAUAAGGCAGUUGAACUUAUUGCAGUUCAUUUGCGUAAGUUCUUGGUUGACCGCAGCAUAGUCGGAGUAUUUGAAACAAAGAUGCAAAUGCCAGAUGUUCGAGUCAACCACAAUGCACCCCCACGCCAACCUUGGGUUCCUCCUCCUCAAGGGUUUCCAGCUCCUGGUGGUGGUGGGCCUGCUUUUGCACCACCUAGUCAGCAAUAUAUGCCACCAUCACAUCCCUAUGAUAAUUAUUACCCAACAGCCGACAUGCCUCCUAUGGACAAACAAUUCCAUCAGGCUCCACUAUCUGCUUAUGGCAGGGAUCCUUCCGCUGGAAUUCAUCCACCAAGUGCACAACCACAACAGUCUGCUGCAACUAAGGUUACACAGCACAUGCAAAUUCCUCUAUCAUAUGCAGAUGCUGUUAUUGGAGCAUCAGGUGCAAAUAUCAGUUACAUUCGUCGUGCUAGUGGAGCAAGUGUUACGGUUCAGGAGACAAGGGGAGUGCCAGGGGAGAUGACUGUUGAAAUAAGUGGGACUACAUCAGAGAUACAGGCAGCCCAACAGCUGGUUCAGAACUUUGUCGCUGAAGCUGCAAGUGCUGCCCAGGAUCAAGUGGCGGGAGCAAUUAGCCAAGGUUACAGUUCCUAUCCAACUAAUGCUCCAGCAUAUGCUUCUCCGCCCUCUAGCACUGCUGGCCAUGUGCCUUCUUCCGAGUAUGGCCCCAUGUAUGGUACCAAUUAUGGUUAUUAAGAAGCUAUAUUCAAUUUUUGUGUAGUUCUUGUUGGGGUGUAUUUUAUGGUUUUAUGGUGGGCUAGGAUUUCUUUUAUUUUCUUCUUUCUUCGUAGGUGGUGGCAUUGUUGGUCUUGUCAUGGUUUUCUGGCUGGAAUAAUGCCCCAUUUAAACAUUCAUAUGGUAUAAAACUUGCAUUUGUUCUU